Panthera uncia (snow leopard) is the source of this 1475-nucleotide messenger RNA. Its product is annotated as atrophin-1-like. The transcript is spliced from 5 exons. NCBI's taxonomy places the organism in Eukaryota, Metazoa, Chordata, Mammalia, Carnivora, Felidae. The record is from RefSeq and is a predicted model, not a curated record. Bases 1 to 1308 code for a protein of 435 amino acids.
AUGCUCCCAGGGCAAUCCGGCCUGCGCCCUGCUGCUGGCCUCGGCGCGCACCAGGCCUCAGAGGCCGGAGACUCCCUCCUCGGCUGCGGAGGCCCCGGAGGCGGUCAAGCGCCCCCUGGCACCACGAGGGAGGCGCACCUCCCCUGGAGCAGCGCGGCCGCGACCUGGGCAGAGCAGGCGCAGAGUCCCCCGGGCCUGGCUGGGAGCCUGCCCUACGCGCACCGAGCGCUCGCCAUCCGCCCGGGGCUGGCCUUCACGGCCCUUGGCCGCCCAAUCGACUUCCCUCCAGGGCUCCAGUGCGAAGAAAAACCUCCACCCCCGCCACACAAUGGCACCUAUCUAGCUACCUGCCUGCCCCAUCUCGGCCUCCGUUGCUCCAAUGGCCAACCCUUGGCCACCAUGUUUGACCUCAGAUUUGGAGGCUUCCAGGGGUAUGGGCACAAUGACUCUAAUAUAUCUCGAGCGAAGGAGUCGGCCGAGAAAUCAGUGGCCCAAGGAGCUAGAUUUAAGCUUUGGAGGGAUCGGAAAUUAAGGGACUGCAAGGGGGAUGUGAUUCAUAUUAUUCUCCCCUCUCCCCCUCCCACACACGACCAUACGUCUCUCCGCUCGGCCUGCAGGGACGCGGCCCUUAUCUCUCCGCGGCCUGUGUCCCUGUCGCUUGCUUGUCUCGCUCCGGACCACUGUGUCUGGGGCGCCCUCCGCCUGGUUUCUCCUCGCCCCCGGGAGGAGGCGCUGGUGUUCGGGUCGGCCUCUGGUCCCUCCCAGCCGGCGUCCCGGAGCCCCCAUUCACAAAGCCCGGCUUGGAGGAGGCGACACCACACACACACACACACACACACACACGCACACACACACCCCGAAGAGGGGAGUUUGAUCUUGUCUCAUUGGCGUCUCGGGCCUGAAAGGAAAAUCGUUUGGGUAAACAGCCAAGCUUCCAGGCUUAACGCCCGGCUGCCGCCCCCGCCCCUCCGCCCCCUCCCGCCUCCCCCACUCCCCUUCCACCCCACCCGCCACCCACACUCCGCUCCGCAGCCGGGCCCCGAGCGAGCUCCGCGCGCCCGGGCGGGAGCCGAGGGCUCCCCGGGUUCAAAGGGCCGCAGCCCCGAGGGAAUGCCCUCCUCGCUGUGCCCCGAGGGGCAGAAGCGGACCGCAGGGCGGUGGGACCGGCCCGGGCCACGCCCAGAUGUAGUAAUGCCAACUUUUGAAAUCUCCUGUCAUGAGCGAGUCUACAGUGCACUCAAUUUCUUGCCCUGCCUUGGAGUUCUGCUAUCUUUGUAUCACAUCAUUCCUUCAGGACCAAUGGGCUGAACGGUCUUAAAACCUGGCUGUGGCCAGCCCUUUGGACGACUCCAACAGACCCACGUGUCCUGCGGUUCAACUUUCCAAACCCACCCUGUUUGUGAUUCCUUGGCAGGAUUCUGGGCCCCGCCGUCAGAUUUCAGCUUUACAGUUAAUCAAAAAUAUUUUGAUCCAAA